GUGCCCGCCUCCGCCGCCCUCGCGGCGCGCGUGCUGCAGAAGCAGCAGUCAGAGGCGGCGGAGAGAUCUCAGAUCAAGGCGCUCGUGCUGGAGGCAGACAAGCGGGAACAACAGGAGGCAGCCGGCGGCGGCGGCGCGGGUGGCGGCGGAGGCGGCAGCCGCGGCGGCCGCGGCGGGUUUGGGCGCGGCGGGGGGCGGCGGUAUACACUGUACGGCGGCCGCGGCGGUGGGCAGCAGAGCGGGCUGCACUUCUUGCCGGGGCCGGGGGACCGGUGA
Monoraphidium neglectum is the source of this 276-nucleotide messenger RNA. RefSeq lists its product as hypothetical. NCBI's taxonomy places the organism in Eukaryota, Viridiplantae, Chlorophyta, Chlorophyceae, Sphaeropleales, Selenastraceae. The annotation marks the transcript as partial. The transcript has a single exon. The record is from RefSeq and is a predicted model, not a curated record.